UCAUUGCGCAGAAAAUAAACAAAAGAAGAAAAAAUAAAGUGAACAAAUAUAUAAAACACCAGGAAAAGUUAAAAAAAAUGUUGAAGAUUUAAUUAAUUUAUUUUUUUUACUGCAAUAAUGUUAUCAAUAUUUACAUAUAGCAUUAUAAAGUAAAUGAGAAAUACGAAACGAAAGUUAAGUUAAAUUUGUAAUAAUUUUAAUUCUUUGAAUGUAAUCGAUUUUCCACAUGUGUUAAAUUUGGAUACCAGGAGAGCGAUUUGCAACAGGAAACUUAAAAGGAACUAAAGUAAGCCUAUUAAACAUUUAUUACCCAGUCUCCUAAUCAUUUUAAUGAAUAUUUCCAUUUCCCUGGUCUUAAUUGUAAUUUUCUGUUAUAAAACUUUAUACUUCAGUACAUUUGGUUGCAUAUACGUUUUCAUGUAAAUAGUAAAUUCUCCUGUCACCGGGAUUUUUUUAGAGUAGUUAUAUGAAAUUUAGUUUAUUUGAUGGUUCUUCUCAAUUCAAAUGAUACAUGAUGCAAAAAACUAAACCCAUUACAAAAUCUAACCUAUUUCUAAGGAAAAAUGAUAGGAUUUACAGAGGUCAUUUCAUCCCAUGAAGGCGAGUUACACGUGUUGUACAAGAUGUGUCAAGGAGAAAGUAACAAUCAGGGUAUACUAAUUACAGAAGAGAGAGAGAGGUUUAAAGUAUCUCUUCAUUCUAAUACUUGGAUUAUACAACGGGUACUAAACUUGCUAGACAGGAAAGAGAAACUGAGGACUGUGGGACGGCUGUGUCACGUGACAUCUUCUUCCUCACACCUCCAGGUUUUUCAGAGAAAGAAACGAUUGUAGUGAUGGGUAACACAUUUUGCUUCAUGGUACUUCUGCUUCUUUUUCCAGAGAGUGGACAGAGCAGCACUAUAGCUUGUACAUCGAGAGAUGAAGAGCUCUCUUAUGACCGCAGUGUACUUGCAGAAAACACGUUCGCCAACUUUACUUAUCAGCUAAAAUCGAUGGCGAAUAUUGAAAAAUCUGAUUAUCGCAUCGAAAUAAAGCUAUGUGACAUUGGUACACUCUAUGAAUCGUGUAGGUGCCGAUGGUUCUUAAAUUCUGAUCCAGUCUGCAGAAGUAUGAAAAAUGAUUCGUUCUGUGAUGCCGACGAAUCCGAAAUGCGGGUUUCUUUGCUCAUCAGGAGAACUUAUACUGAUGUUUUAUGGGUGCUUUUAAAACAGAGCUCACCCCCAUCUGUUCUGAAGCACACAACUGUACAAGUCACUUACCAGGCAAAAAUCACAGAUUUGUAUUUAAAUGGACAGGAGGCUAACGGGACACACAUCGUUGACGAAAAUGAGGAUGUCAACAUUUCAUGUUUCUUUAUAAAUGGAAAUCCUCCGGUCAGCAUCCGCAUGGUGGACGGCACUGGUCACACUCUCAGCUCUGUGAGACAUGGUCAGGGUCCUCUAACACUGUCACUAGGAGUGGUCCACUGUCACAAUGUGUGGCCGACCAUCAGGUGUGAGGCGCCUGGCUCAGAACUGAACAAAUCUGUGGUCAUCCUUGUGAUAUGUCGACCCCAGCUGUCCUACAUAAGUAAACAAGUCACAGAUGUACAGAAAGUUUUAACUGAAGGUCUGACAUUGGCUAUGAGAUCCUACACCAGAAACAUCAGGAAGUGUCUGAUGACCCAGGUACAGCCGAUUACUUCCACCAGGGAAGUGAAAUGCGAAGUGAGUGGACAUGCCCCUGUAUCAAACUAACCCUGAGCUCUUUCGAUGAAACCUGGAUUGGAGAAGGGGUCUGGACAUUGCAUGUUGUCAGCGAGCAAGGGGACUCAAGCAUUACUUUCCAUCUCGUCAACAGCACUGGUAAGAAUAAUAUAAUUAUAUUUUUUUUUCUUCAUUUCAUUAUUUUUCCAAUAUUCCCAUAAAGAUAAUGUUAUGUUUAAUACUUUUUUUAAAAGUAACAUUUUCUAAUCUCUUGAAGGCAUUAAUGAAUAACAUUUAAAAUCUUGCAUUUUUCUAAAUGGAAAUAGAAAGUCACGUUAGUAAAUGUAAUAGUUUGACUUUAGACUGGAAGACUUACCGACAAAAGUACAACGUACAUCUUUUUCACAGUUGACCAUCUUUCAAUCCAUAAUUAGUAGCUCCAUUAACAAGCAUUGUCGGUUACUAAUGGACAUUUCUCUCACAUCUCUUGAUAUACAGUAAGAGGAACAGACUUUAUCUGUUGUACCUAGAUUAAACGUUUUUCAGAAAAGUAUGUGUUAAAAUAUAGAAUUGUUAAGAAAACCAAGUAAAUAAACAUAACAUUAAUAUGAAAACUCACAAUUAGAAUUGCUAUUUGUCAUUAUGAUUUGUUGCUAAUGUUCUCCUUUUAAAAAAUUGUGUAAAUGUAUAAAACGAAAAAAAACCUGAUAAGACAACCGCAGUCUGGAACACACCACGGUGUAAAUCAAAUUAAACAAUAUGACUUUACAACAUUUGUUGUGUAAAAGGUCACUGCUCAAGUAAACAAACAUAUAAUCGCUUUCUUAUCAACAUAUUUAUGUCGUUGUGAGGAAUGGUACUUCACAAGCAAGGUAAGUGCAUUAACUUUUGGUCUUAUUUUUCUUCCUCUUCUUUUCAUGCUUUUUCUCUUUUAUCACUUCCUCCUCUUCUUUCUCUUUUUUACCACCACCACCACCCACCACCCACCACCCACCAGCGACCACCACCACCAUCAUCAUCAUCAUCAUCAUCAUCAACACCUUUUUCUUUUCUUAUCGCUGUCUAAAAAAAAUGUUCUCGACGAUUUUUUGUCAGUGCAUUUCAUGCGAUUUCUACAUCCACUAGACAAAUACCAAUUUACAGAUUUGAAUGAAGUGUUGCAAGUAACAUUAAAAAUCUUAAGAACUUAGUUGUAUGUUAAAAAUAUCGAUGGUCUUUUAAUGAACAAAUAUUUUACCUUCAGACAGGCUCGCUGUUUUCCAUGGAAUCAGCUGGAACAUAUUUCUAGUGAUCUGGACACAUUCCAGGCUCACAAGAGGAGGAGUAACUACAAGGCAGAUCAAUUUAUUCUGUGAAGCUUAGUUUACUUUUAAUUUAAUGACACUCUACUUGAUGCUGAGGGGAUCAAAGAUUUCUGUUGUUAACCACAACAAUGGAUUAAGAUUUAUUUCUGAAAGAAUAAAAACCAGAUAUUACCAAUGUCAAAAUGAUUUAUUGCGCCCAUUUUAUUUUGUGAGCAUGCGGGCAAUUUAAUUAAAUUCACUAAAAUUAAAAAAUUGCAACGGAAAUGAAAUACAUCGGCUUAAAGCAGUUUGAUAUGUAGACAGAAAUUGCGUGGUCGUAGACAAGGGAGGUAAUCACUACCUUAAAGUCGUGCAGUUUAGUCAUUAAUGCCCUUGGCAUAUCUCUAGAUAUACGACUUUCCUGUCCAAGAGUCGCUCUUUAUCCACUCACAUGAUGUUUCUGGACCCUUAACAACGUCAUCGAUGUCAG
Messenger RNA from Pomacea canaliculata, 3460 nucleotides. RefSeq lists its product as uncharacterized. NCBI's taxonomy places the organism in Eukaryota, Metazoa, Mollusca, Gastropoda, Architaenioglossa, Ampullariidae. The transcript is spliced from 4 exons. The record is from RefSeq and is a predicted model, not a curated record. Bases 836 to 1738 code for a protein of 300 amino acids.